This is a messenger RNA of Nylanderia fulva, 1413 nucleotides long. The record is from RefSeq and is a predicted model, not a curated record. NCBI's taxonomy places the organism in Eukaryota, Metazoa, Arthropoda, Insecta, Hymenoptera, Formicidae.
AUGAAUGACAAUUGCGAAACUAUAAUAACUGAAACAGGAUGGGGUAUUUGGCAUUACUUUGUCGUUACAUUAUGCGGCUUGCUAUCAUUCGCAGAAGCAAAUACUUCCCUGACUAUACCCAUCGUGGCACCGCUAAUAGAGUGUGAUCUAAAGCUUAAUAGAGAUCAGGUCGCCUUGCUUGUUGCUACUUCCAGUUUUGGGAUGGCAGUAGGUGCUUUCCUGUUUGGAUCUAUAUCGGACACUAUCGGUCGUAAAAAAUCGAUCCCGAUUACGAUGGGCAUCGUGUUUUGCGCCUCGAUUGCCCUGGCCUUUGCGCAAACUAAUUUUUUAAUAUAUUUAUCAAUAUUUAUGUUAGGACUGGGAGUGGCUGGUAACAAUAUCGUCCUCAGAGUGUACCUGAUCGAAUGCCUACCGACGAGAAAGAGAGGAACUUGCUUAGCAAUAAUCGACAUGUUCUGGAUAGUCGGCUACCUAUCAGCUUUAGUCCUCGCCGCUCUCUUCGGCACGCCGAGCCUGGUGAUCGCUUGCGCCUCUGGUCUCCUUCCGCCGAGUCCUCGACAUUUGUUGUACCGUAGACGAACGAGACAAGCAUUCGCGGUACUCCGACAGAUGUACGCCAUCAAUAAUUCGAAACACGCCGAUACCUACCCGAUCAGGGACUUAGAAGACUGCGUACGUCCAGACGACGAUACCGAAGAAGACAGUAUUUCAAAGUACUUUAGGAAAACUUGGGAACGCAUUCACAGAAUCCAUAAGACUCCGUAUAAGUGCGUGACACUGUGCGGGAUAUUAGCGUGUCUCCUACAUUUUCCCGGAUUCGCUUGGCUCGCUCUGUGGAAUACGCACGUGCUUCAGGAAACGGAAAGAGACCAUGUCGUGAGUGGAAACGAUACGUGUAAAGUCCAUGUCCAGAACCUGCCAUUAGAUUUUUUGCGAAGCUGCGACGAGGUGAACGAGACUCGUUUCGGCCUGCUGUUGCUGGUAUCGCUGGGCUACGUGCUGGGAGAAAUGUUGCUCAUUAUCGGAAUCGGCGCCGUUGGAAGGAAACUGUAUUUAAUAUCUUCGGGACUGGUGGGUGGUGUAGUCUCGCUCAUACUUAUUUUUCGGCUGUACCACACAAUUCGUGUAAUUCUGUCGUCGAUUUUCUUGGCCGCUUACGCUAUCGGACGCACGACGACGUGCGUUUUGCUGCUGGAGAAUUAUCCCACUGCUUUGAGAGGCACGGCAAUGGGCUUGACAAGAGUGCUUCCACAUUUGAUGCUUUUCGCAACGCAACUUUUCCUAAGGACGACUUGCCUGAUAAGUGCGGCUAUUGUAAUGCUGCCAGUGCCAGAUUUAACCACGUUACCGAUGAAGGAAUAAGUCAAACUUCCGGCUACGUAUACAUGAUGAUUUAUUUUCCACGCAAUUGUA